UGUCAGCGACGAAUAGCACACGUCAUAAAUACAACAAUAUAAAAAUCGGCACAAUCGGUAAGAUCUACGAUCGGUGCGUUUUCUUUUCGAUUAAAUCGAGUUCCAGAUACCUGCCAGCACUUACAUUUCACCAUGAAAAACCUCACGGAAGUGUUGCACAAGUUCUACGAUGAGUAUACGCACAAAACGCCCAAGAAGCUGAAAAUUGUUGACGCCUACUUGCUGUACAUUCUGCUGACCGGCAUCACGCAGUUUGUUUACUGCUGCCUCGUUGGAACAUUCCCGUUCAACUCAUUCCUGGCUGGCUUUAUCAGCACGGUGAGCUGCUUCGUGCUGGGUGUGUGCCUUCGCCUGCAGUCGAACCCCCAGAACAAGGAACAAUUCUUGGGAAUCUCACCCGAACGCGGGUUCGCUGAUUUCGUGUUUGCUCACAUAAUUCUUCACUUGGUUGUGUUCAAUUUCAUCGGAUAAAAGCAACCCUCAGGGGCUGAAUUGCGUGUGCAAUUAGAUGUUGUAAGUUGAUAAAAUUACACGAGUAAGAAUCGAGUAAAUACAGACGAAGGAGAAUGAUCGAGCGUGAGUGAACAAAUCAUAAA
This is a messenger RNA of Anopheles funestus (African malaria mosquito), 596 nucleotides long. It is a transcript of the gene Dad1, whose product is annotated as dolichyl-diphosphooligosaccharide--protein glycosyltransferase subunit DAD1. Gene Ontology annotation, cellular component: membrane; oligosaccharyltransferase complex. The coding region runs from base 133 to 471 and encodes 112 amino acids. The transcript is spliced from 2 exons. Gene Ontology annotation, biological process: protein N-linked glycosylation. The record is from RefSeq and is a predicted model, not a curated record. Lineage: Eukaryota; Metazoa; Arthropoda; Insecta; Diptera; Culicidae.